AUGCCUGUGGUGAAUGUCGACCAGCUGGUCCGCCUGCAGCGGAAACCAGAAGACAUAAGAAAUAUCUGCAUUCUAGCCCACGUUGACCACGGCAAAACUUCUCUGACUGAUAGUCUCAUUGCCACCAAUGGUAUCAUCUCACCCAAGUUGGCGGGCAAAAUCCGCUACCUGGACUCUCGUCCAGAUGAGCAGCUUCGAGGUAUUACAAUGGAAUCCUCGGCCAUUUCAUUGUUCUUCUCUAUGUUGCGCCGCCCCAGUCCGGAUGCUGCACCAGUACCCAAGGAGUACCUGAUCAACUUGAUCGAUUCACCAGGACAUAUCGAUUUCAGCAGUGAAGUGUCAACUGCCUCACGUCUGUGCGAUGGAGCAGUGGUUCUCGUCGAUGCAGUCGAAGGUGUGUGUAGUCAGACCGUCACUGUGCUGCGACAGACCUGGGUUGAGCAAUUGAAACCGAUCUUGGUGAUCAACAAGAUGGAUCGUCUAAUCACGGAACUAAAAAUGAGCCCUGCUGAGGCUUUCUCGCAUCUGAGUCGCCUGUUGGAGCAAGUCAAUGCCGUCAUCGGUACUUUUUACCAGGGCGAGCGCAUGGAAGAUGAUUUGCAAUGGCGUGAGCGUAUGGAAGAUCGCAUUAACACCUCUAGCUCUCGGGAUCAGGAUCGAAAGAAGCAAUCAGCAGAUGAUGAAUCAGCAUCGGUUAUCACAGAAGCGACAGAGGCGACAGAGUUCGAGGAACGUGACGAUGAGGAUCUUUAUUUCGCACCCGAGAAGAACAAUGUCAUUUUCUGCAGUGCUGUUGACGGCUGGGCUUUCACUAUCAGGCAGUUUGCGGCAAUUUACGAGAAGAAGCUUGGUAUCAAACGAACGGUUUUGGAGAAAGUGCUCUGGGGUGAUUACUACCUGGACCCCAAGACUAAGCGGGUCCUGGGAGUGAAGCACUUGAAGGGUCGCGCUCUGAAGCCCAUGUUCGUUCAAUUGGUUUUGGACAGCAUCUGGGCAGCCUAUGCAGCCACCACAGGCGGUGAUAAAGGCAAAGGAGACCCGGUGUUGCUGGAAAAGAUCACUAAAUCUCUCAACAUUAACAUUCCGCCCUAUAUUCUUCGAUCCCGUGACCCUAAGAACAUUAUGACUACUUUGUUCUCUCAAUGGCUUCCUCUAUCCACUGCUUUACUGGUGUCUGUCAUUGAGUAUCUUCCCAGUCCACCUGCUGCUCAAACGGCCCGGCUACCAGAAAUGAUCAAGUCAUCCCCUGGCUCUGAUUUCAUCUCAGAGGAUAUCAAAAAGGCUAUGGUCGAUUUCAAGACCGGUCCUGAUGAGCCUGUUGUGGCAUAUGUCAGUAAAAUGGUUGCAAUCCCAGAGAGUGAACUCAUGUCGAGCAAGAAGCGGACUGGGGGCACUAUGACAGCGGAUGAAGCUAUGGAAAUUGCUCGCAGGAAGCGAGAGGAGAUAGCAAAGAUGCAGGCCGAGGCUAGGAGCGGACAGGCAGAUGAUUUCGAGCGCAUGACAUCAGCUUUCGAAAACACUACUUUGAUCACCGAGACAGAGGAGGAGGAAACCGAAGCAGCCGAAAAAGACGAGGAUCCUGACCAUCUCAUCGGUUUUGCUCGACUUUACUCUGGAACCAUCUCCGUCGGUGAUGAAAUUUACGUGCUGCCACCUAAGUUUUCGCCAGCCAACCCUCAUGCCAACCCUGAGCCCAAGAAGGUCACAGUCACAGACCUGUACCUGCUCAUGGGUAGAGCCCUGGAGCCACUUCAAUCAGUUCCAGCCGGUGUGGUCUUCGGAAUCGGGGGUCUUGCAGGAUAUGUCCUCAAGACAGGCACUCUCUGUAGCCAAAUCGAGGGCAGCAUCAACCUGGCUGGUGUUUCUUUGAGCACACCACCCAUUGUGCGAGUUGCGUUAGAACCUACCAACCCCGCCGACCUGAGCAAGAUGGUAACUGGCCUGCGCUUGCUCGAGCAGAGUGACCCGUGUGCACAAUACGAGCAGCUCCCCAGUGGCGAGCACGUUAUCCUAACUGCCGGUGAGCUUCAUUUGGAGCGUUGCGUAACGGAUCUUCGCGAGCGAUUCGCCCGUUGCGAAAUUCAAACCGGUGAAGCUAUCGUGCCCUACCGCGAGACGAUUGUUCAUGGUCCAGAGAUGGCUGCGCCCAAGAACCCGGACCUUGGCCGAGGAGCUGUUCUGUCUGUUUCUGCCUCUAAGCAGAUGACUCUUCGUCUGCGGGUGGUGCCGAUGCCUACAGCCGUGACAGACUUCCUGACAAAACAAGUUGGAACUAUCAAGCAGCUUCAGCUGGAGAAGCGAUCUGAAUCCGAGGGAAAGACGGACGCUGAAAAGGAGGCUGAAGCCGUCGUCGAUGGCACUGGUGAAGCACCUGAGGGUCAAAUCCUUUCCAAGCAAGAGUUCCGCGAAGGACUAGACAAGGUCUUCAACGAUGAAGUCAAAGAAGAUAAAGAGCUAUGGAAGAACGUCGUCGACAGAAUCACUGCAUUUGGUCCUCGGAGAGUUGGUCCCAACGUUCUGGUCGACGCAACUGCCGUCAACACCUGCGACAAAUUUUUGGCCGACGACAUCAAGCCACAGAUCGCUGGCGACAACCACCAGGCCCUCCUGGUCCGCGACUUCUGCGACAAAAUCGCCUAUGCCUUCCAACUCGCAACAGGACAAGGACCUCUAUGCCAAGAGCCUAUGCAAGGCGUUGCCGUGUUCCUAGAGGAACUAUCCGUUCAAUCCAACACAAGCGACGACCUCGACAUGGGUCGACUAACAGGCGAAUCCAUCAGACUCGUCCGCGAAGGCAUCUCGGCCGGAUUCCUAGACUGGAGUCCUCGCAUCAUGCUCGCAAUGUACAGCUGUGAGAUUCAAGCAACUACCGAGGUCCUGGGCCGCGUUUACGGUGUGAUUACCCGUCGUCGAGGCCGUAUUAUGUCCGAAGUCAUGAAAGAAGGUACUCCCUUCUUCACCAUCCUGGCUCUUCUGCCUGUGGCCGAGUCCUUCGGAUUUGCGGAGGAGAUCAGAAAGCGGACUUCUGGUGUUGCUCAGCCGCAACUUAUAUUUGCAGGCUUUGAGGCACUCGACGAAGAUCCGUUCUGGGUUCCAGCUACCGAAGAAGAGUUGGAGGACCUGGGAGAGCUGGCUGAUAAGGAGAAUGUUGCGAAGAGGUACAUGGAUGCUGUUAGAAGUCGGAAGGGAUUAGUUGUCCAGGGAAGGAAGUUGAUUGAUGCUGAGAAGCAGAAGACGCUGAAGAAAUGA
This is a messenger RNA of Penicillium salamii, 3249 nucleotides long. Lineage: Eukaryota; Fungi; Ascomycota; Eurotiomycetes; Eurotiales; Aspergillaceae. The record is from the annotation of a GenBank genome assembly.